Messenger RNA from Grosmannia clavigera kw1407, 642 nucleotides. Its product is annotated as c-8 sterol isomerase. The record is from RefSeq and is a predicted model, not a curated record. The transcript has a single exon. Gene Ontology annotation, cellular component: endoplasmic reticulum. Lineage: Eukaryota; Fungi; Ascomycota; Sordariomycetes; Ophiostomatales; Ophiostomataceae. Gene Ontology annotation, biological process: ergosterol biosynthetic process. The coding region runs from base 1 to 642 and encodes 213 amino acids.
AUGAAAGUUCUCGUCGUGCUCGGCGCCAUCCUGGCAGCCCUGGCGUACGUUGUCGAGAAGAACCUGGACUCGUUCUACGUCUUCCAGCCGGAGCAACUGCACGAGCUGGCCAAGCAGGGCGUGGACAAGUUUGGCAACGACACGGCGGCGAUCAUCAGCUACGUGCACGGCGAGCUGCUCGGACAGGCAUCCGUGUCCAAGUACGUUGCCCAGGAGCAACACUGGUUCUUCAACAAUGCUGGCGGUGCCAUGGGUGGCAUGACCAUCCUGCACGCCAGUGUGACCGAAUACCUCAUCUUCUUCGGCACCACGGUGGGCACUGAGGGCCACACCGGUCGCCACACGGCCGACGACUACUUCCACAUCCUCCACGGCGAGCAGUGGGCCUACGUGCCCGGCGAGUUCGAGCCCGAGGUCUACGUCCCCGGCAGCGUGCACCAUCUGCGCCGCGGAACCGUUAAGCAGUACCGCAUGCCCGACAACUGCUUCGCGCUUGAGUACGCCCGUGGCUGGAUUCCGCCCAUGCUCUUUUUCGGCUUUGCCGACGGCCUGAGCAGCACCCUUGACUUUCCGACGCUUUGGACGACGACAUGGCUGACCGGCAAGGAAAUUGCUGGCAACCUGCUGCUGGGCAAAUUUUAA